UUUACUAGUCGCUGAUGUUUGUAGGAAGUCAUGUGAGCCGGGACAUAUGGCGGCUUUGGUCAAUUACUUCUAUUGAAAAACAGUGCGAUCUACCUCUGACAUAUUCAUCAGGUUUACCUUCUGUACUGAAACAAUCGCGGUUUCUCGGAUCGUCGUCUCUGAAUGAUUCACGUUCAUGAGGUUCUAAGGCUUUUAUUCUGUUUUGGGCAAUAACUGCUCUGGUCUCCUGCUCCCCGCUUUCAGUUUAGUGUCGCAGACUGCAGGUCCUGUUAUUUUAUAAGUGAUGCUUGUGAUGAGAGUCCGCCUCGGAAAUACAUUUUAGGGCGUCGUCUUGUCUGUAAACAAUGUCUUGGAUGAAACAUUAAAUAUUUAGUCAGACACAUACACUACACACACACAUACAUACAUACAUACACUAACAGAACUACCAUCUGAUGAGACUUUCUCUGUAUUCACCGAGCUUCAUUCAGAGAUCAGUUUUAACGGUUCACAGUUUUCGUUUAUGCGUAAUUUAAGUUAAUUUCGGAAAUACUUGGAAAAAAUGAACACAGAAAAGGAUUUUUCUCCAUUGACCCCAAACAUUGUGAGAGCUCUCAACGACAAACUGUACGAGAAGAGGAAGGUUGCAGCUCUUGAGAUCGAAAAGCUUGUGCGGGAAUUUGUAGCUCAGAACAACUCUUCACAGAUCAGACAUGUCAUCCAGAUACUGGCCACAGAGUUUGCGCUCUCCCAGCACCCUCACAGCCGAAAAGGAGGCCUCAUUGGGUUGGCGGCAUGCUCCAUUGCCCUGGGAAAAGAUUCUGGAUUGUACCUGAAAGAACUCAUUGAUCCAGUUCUUUCCUGUUUCAAUGACUCUGACAGCCGUCUGCGCUACUACGCCUGUGAGGCCCUUUACAAUAUAGUGAAGGUUGCCAGGGGAGCAGUGCUGCCUCACUUCAAUGUGCUGUUUGAUGGGCUUAGCAAGCUUGCUGCAGAUCCUGAUCCAAACGUAAAGAGUGGAUCUGAGCUCCUGGAUCGGCUUCUUAAGGACAUUGUAACCGAGAGCAACAAGUUUGAUCUAGUGGCCUUUGUCCCACUGUUGCGUGAGAGGAUUUACUCAAACAACCAGUAUGCGCGCCAGUUCAUUAUCUCCUGGAUCCAUGUGUUGGAGUCGGUUCCUGAUAUCAACCUCCUGGAUUAUCUGCCAGAAUUUCUGGACGGACUCUUUCAGAUUCUCGGAGACAGCAGUAAAGAGAUCAGGCGGAUAUGUGAGGUGGUUUUGGGGGAAUUCCUGAAAGAAAUUAAGAAGAAUCCUUCCAGUGUCAAAUUUGCGGAAAUGGCCAACAUCUUAGUCAUCCACUGUCAAGUGUCUGAAGAUUCAAAAUCCACUUACGAUCUCAUCCAGUUGACGUCGAUGACAUGGAUGAGAGAAUUCAUUCAGCUUGCUGGAAGAGUGGUCCUGCCGUAUUCCUCUGGCAUUCUGACAGCAGUGCUGCCUUGCCUUUCCUAUGAUGACCGCAAAAAGAGUACUAAAGAGGCAGCCAGUGCAUGUAAUCAUAGCCUGAUGAAACUUGUGACUCCUGAAGAUGAUGAAGAUGAUGAAGAAUCACAGACCAAAUCUUCGCCUCCGAGUGAUGGGACUCCAUCUAAGAAAGAGGGUGAAUUGAAUGAUUCCCUGAAUGAUUCUCAGGAGUCAGUAGGCUUCAGCAACAUCUCUUUCUUUACUCCAGCAAGUUCUGACAGGCCUGCGGUAACUCUGGAUCUGGAUGGCAUAGUGCAAGUACUGGACAGACAUUUACACGAUUCAUCCACCGGAAUGAUGACUCGCAUCGCUGUCUUGAAGUGGCUGUACCAUUUGUACAUCAAGACCCCUCGCAAGAUGUUCAAGCACACAGAUAGUUUGUUCCCCAUGUUACUGAAGACACUAUCCGAUGAAUCGGAUGAAGUGAUUUUAAAAGACUUGGAGGUUUUGGCAGAAAUUGCAUCAUCACCUGCUGGUCAGACGGACACGUCUGGGUCGUGCGACCACUCAGACAGCAAAACAGAGCUCCAUAUUCCAGGGGGGGUCAGAGAUGGGCAGCCAGUGGUGGUUGGUUCUAAGGUGAUGGAUUUAUCUCCCUCCACUCCCAGCAUGAACUCAUACUUCUAUAAAUUCAUGAUUAAUUUGCUCAAGCGCUUCAGUUCAGAGAGGAAGCUUCUAGAAAUGAGAGGGGCCUUCAUUAUCAGGCAGCUGUGUCUCCUCCUGCAUGCGGAGAACAUAUUUCACUCUAUGGCAGACAUCCUACUCAAGGAGGAAGAUCUGAAGUUCGCCUCCACCAUGGUGCAGACUCUUAACACUAUUCUGCUUACCUCGGCCGAGCUGUUCCAGCUGCGGAACCAGCUCAAGGACUUGCGCACACAGGAAAGCUGUGCUCUUUUCUGCUGCCUCUAUCGCUCUUGGUGUCACAAUCCUGUGGCCACUGUGUCGCUGUGCUUCCUGACACAGAACUAUCAGCAUGCAUACGACCUCAUCCAGAAAUUUGGAGAUCUGGAGGUAACAGUGGACUUCCUCAUGGAGGUGGAUAAACUUGUGCAGCUAAUCGAGAGCCCCAUCUUCACCUACCUUCGCUUGCAGCUGCUGGAUGUAGAGCAUAACCCGUAUCUCAUCAAGGCUCUGUACGGCCUGCUGAUGUUGCUUCCUCAGAGUCAGGCGUUCCAGCUGCUCUCGCAUCGGCUCAGCUGUGUGCCAAACCCUGAACUCAUGAGGACCGUGGAAGACCCAAAGGCACCCGUCAAAGACAAACGAUUAGCCCAGCCACACAUCGAUUACAGUGAACUGCUCCAGCACUUCGACAGAGUCCAGAGCAAACACCUGGAAGUGAGGCAUCAGAGGGCGGGACGCUCUGAGCAUCCAGACAGGAAGUUGUGAAGGUCACAGAUAGGAUGAGAUUAUACAGCCUUUGUCUGAGAAGACGACAGAGAAGGAAUUUGAACCUCAAACCUGUAGUGGGCAUCUGCGGCACCUCAUUCAGUUUUUAAUGUAUUCAAGCUACUACAGGAAUGAAGGGACUUCAUUGUGCUUCAUUUUUAUGCUACGUGAAGUGCUUUAUAUUCAGGUGCUGGAGUUGAUGUAGUAUGUCCACACUUGGACAUAAUUGGACUAGGUCAACUGUUACAGAUCAAGGGCCAAUGAUUUUAUCAUUCCCAAGUGACUGGUUUAAUACAACCCUCCCUAAAUCACACCUUGCAUGGAGCCCUGGAUGUUUAUUAGGAAUUUUUAAUCUAAAACAUGACAUCUUCUCAUGACAAGUAAAUUUGUCUGUUUUUGUAUUGUGAUUUUUAUCUCUCGCACAAACCAUAUCCAAAAAUAUUCACUCUUGUUUUCUUAACAUUCCCAUUGGAGUCUGCUUGUCCUUCAUUUCAUCAUAUUUUUCUACAUCAAUAUAUUCAUUCUUGGCUUUAUGUACAUGCAAACUGUUCCUCUGUAAUGUAAAGGUAAAGUCACAAUAAAGGUGUGCAUGCUUAUGUA
Messenger RNA from Carassius auratus (goldfish), 3487 nucleotides. Its product is annotated as protein VAC14 homolog. Gene Ontology annotation, biological process: phosphatidylinositol biosynthetic process. The record is from RefSeq and is a predicted model, not a curated record. Bases 542 to 2887 code for a protein of 781 amino acids. The transcript has 19 exons. Gene Ontology annotation, cellular component: endosome membrane; PAS complex. NCBI's taxonomy places the organism in Eukaryota, Metazoa, Chordata, Actinopteri, Cypriniformes, Cyprinidae.